CAUGGGUUCUUGCUCCAGUUGCCCAGCAGAUGAUGGAUGGUCCUCUGAGCAUCAGCAGCAUGCCCCCAUGUGGUUGGUGAAAGCUGCCCAGGUGCUUGAGAUGACAGGCAGAUUUCGGCCACAUCAGAUUUUGAAGGCUGAAGGUCUUUUGGCCAAAUGGAGUGCGAAUAAGUUUACCAUGUUUGUCUCUCAUCAAUGGCUAGGGUGCCACCACCCAGAUCCCGACGGAACACAGCUGGAAGAGCUUCAAGGCUUCUUGCGCAACCUUUUUGCCAAAAAGAUCAAAAUUGAGGCAGAUGUUAUUUCGCAAUUCAAUGGCCGCUCUCCGACAGAAGCAGAGCUUUCGCGUUUCAUUUGGUUGGAUUACUUCUGCGUUCCUCAAGUGAUGGAUGGACAUGGGCCGAAUGGACUGGCAGAGCAACAGUCGCUGUACAUUCAGAGCAUUCCAAACUAUGUGGAUAGUUGCAACUUGUUUGUCGCAUUAGUUCCGAAUGCCAUGCACAGCGAUGCAGGAUCACAGUGCAACAUGCACACCUGGCUAACAAGGGGUUGGUGCCGCACCGAGCUCUGGUGCCACGUCUUGUCCACAAGAUCCACUCCUAUCAUUGUGGUCAAGAGUUGAGAGGUGGCGGAGUUCCGAGCGCCAUUGUGGCACCGAUACCCAGUGCAGUCGGGUAUCAUCGCCCUUGACAAUGACUGUCAAUCUUGUUGCAAGAUCAUUCAGAAGGCUUUCGACCAGCAUCUCCCAAAGCUUCGGCAUGGCAAGAGCAUGACAACCUACCGUUUGCAUCUGGCACUUUGUGAAGAUAUGACAGGUCUUGCCAAAAAGCAUCGCAGCCUUGAAGAAUUCCUUGUGGAUUUUUCUUUCUCCAGACCUUUGGCACAGUACCAAGGCUUAGGCCCGGUGGCAUGCGCUGCUUUGUCGGGAGAUCAUGAGCUUAUUCGUGGCCUUGCACUGCACUUGCCAAAGCUUCCCUCCAUACUCGGGCACCAAGUAUGCCUGAGGUCUUCAGCACCGCAGGCCUCACGCCUUUGCAUUUAGCUGUGUGGUUCAGAAGCCGCGACCUGAGAGUGUUGGAGACUUUGCUGGAAUUACGAGCAGAUCCCACGACUCCACCAUGACUGCUGCGCCGCCCUUGGGGUGGUGCAGCAGAAAGGGUGCUGUGGAGCUCCUGGUUCGGCAUGGUGCAGGGGUGAAUGCCCAGGUCAAAGGUUUUUCGAAAUUUUGUCCCAUCCAUGCAACUGCAGCCACGGGAGCUCCAUGCGACGUGGUCACCAAGUUGCUGGAGCUCCAAGCUGAUGUGCAUGGGGGAAAAGGAGGACUUGCCAGUGCCUCACCUUUGCAUUUGAUCGCACUGUGCGGCGACUCUGGCAACGAACUGAGGAUGACACAGCUGCUCCUGAAGAGCAGGGCAGACAUCAAUCAAGUUUGCCAGCCAGAGGGCUUUAUGAGGAAAGCUGAAUUGGUUUCCAGGGCUUACAGCCACUGCAGAAGAAACAGAAGAGAGCCAAACCUGCUCGUGCAAUAUUUCAGGGAUAGCAGCACUACACCGUUGGGUUGGUCUGUGAUCUUCAGCAAUGAUGGUCUUUUGGCUUUCCUGCUGAGGGCACGGGCAGACCCGGAGAUCCGGAACAACCGAGGUCUCCGACCCAUCGACUUUGCCACUUCCACGAGAAUCCAGCAAAUUCUUCACGACCCCACCACACAUAUCUACCUCCUGGAGCACAACUCUGAGCUCACCAGCGAAAGUCUAUGAAAGUCUAUAGCCCAACAGACAUUGACAGAGCUCGAACCUGUGUGCUGUGUAAGCAACGGUUUCACCACGUUUCUUUUUAUCACACGUUCGUUCAUAAUGUACGGUGUACACGUGCCCCAGAACGUCGUCCCAUUUUGAGAUCCAGAAUGCUCACUCGUCGUUCUGGGCGUUUCCGAAAAUUGCGGGACCUGGAAAACUCCAGAUCACAGCCAUGGACAGCCAUCAUUGUUUUGUUUAGCGCCCAAUUUUUUGGACUCUAAUUCUUGUUGGCACGCGGC
This is a messenger RNA of Cladocopium goreaui, 2035 nucleotides long. NCBI's taxonomy places the organism in Eukaryota, Dinophyceae, Suessiales, Symbiodiniaceae. The record is from the annotation of a GenBank genome assembly.